Setaria italica (foxtail millet) is the source of this 2145-nucleotide messenger RNA. Its product is annotated as protein GPR107. Gene Ontology annotation, cellular component: Golgi apparatus; membrane. Gene Ontology annotation, biological process: transport. NCBI's taxonomy places the organism in Eukaryota, Viridiplantae, Streptophyta, Magnoliopsida, Poales, Poaceae. The coding region runs from base 208 to 1599 and encodes 463 amino acids. The record is from RefSeq and is a predicted model, not a curated record. The transcript is spliced from 2 exons.
GGGGAAAAACAACCGGAAUCAAAGGGAGACGUGAACUGCGUCGUCGCGUAGUCGAGCGGGCCCGAACUUGUCAACCGUGUGCCUUUGCCGACGCACCACGCCAUCCCCUCCUCCCAGCGUGCCGCUCGCCCACCCUCCAAAUCCCAAAUCCCACCGGCCACCGCACCACCGCCGCCGCCUCCUCCCCCAGAUCGCGCCACCCACACGAUGGCCGCCUCGCCGUCGCCGCGCGCCGCGGCGCUCCCGAGGCGCCCCGCGGCGGUCCUCCUCCUCCUCGUCCUCGGCGCCGCGAUGCUGGUGCCCCCCGCGGCGGCCGAGAUCCGGGAGACCCUGAUCCGGUCCGACCCGCGGAGCAUCAUCCCGCUGGACGAGUUCGGCUUCUCCCACUCGGGGGUGCUGGAGCUCAACGUCUCCGGCAUCACCUUCGACCCGCCGGCCUCCGCCGAGCUCGACCUCUCCCAGCUCGGCUUCUUCCUCUCCACGCUCGACGCCUGGGUCCACGUACUCCGCCAGCUCCAGGACCUCGACGUCACCUGCGCGCUCCAGUCCGAGUCCGUCAAGCUCGCCUUCACCUUCGACCGCCUCCGCCCGCCCUCCAACCCCGCGGGAGUCGAGGUCGCGCGCUCCUCCUCCUUCUCCACCGCCUUCCGCGUCUCCGAGCCGGGCCAGUACACGCUCGUCUUCGCCAACUGCCUCGGCGGGGGGCUCAAGGUCGGCAUGGACGUCCGCUCCGCCAUGUACAACGUCGACCCGGCCACCGGGGACCGCCAGUACCUCUCCGCGGGGGCUUCCUCGCUCCCCUCCAUCUACUUCCUCUUCUGCCUCGCCUACGCCGGCCUCGCCGCCGCCUGGGUCGCCAUACUGCUGCGCAAGCGCGCCGCGGUCUUCCGGAUCCACUACUUCAUGCUUGCCGUCCUCGUGCUCAAGGCGCUCAACCUCCUCGCCGAGGCCGAGGACAAGUCCUGCAUCGAGCGCACCGGCACCGCCCACGGAUGGGACGUGCUCUUCUACAUCUUCAGCUUCCUCAAGGGGAUCUCGCUCUUCACGCUCAUAGUGCUCAUCGGCACCGGCUGGUCCUUCCUCAAGCCCUACCUGGCCGACAAGGAGAAGAAGGUGCUCAUGGUGGUCAUCCCCCUGCAAGUCGUGGCCAAUAUUGCGCAGGUGGUCAUCGACGAAUCUGGACCCUAUGCUCGGGACUGGGUCACCUGGAAGCAAAUUUUCUUGCUGGUCGAUGUGGUCUGCUGCUGCGCCGUGCUCUUCCCCAUUGUCUGGUCCAUUAAGAACCUCCGGGAGGCUGCUCGCUCAGAUGGGAAGGCAGCUGUGAACCUCAUGAAGCUGACUCUCUUCCGCCAGUACUAUGUGGUCGUCAUUUGCUACAUUUACUUCACGCGCGUUGUGGUGUACGCAUUACAGACCAUCACCUCAUACCGGUAUCUGUGGACCAGCGUCGUGGCUGGCGAGCUUGCCACACUUGCCUUCUACGUGUUCACUGGGUACAAGUUCCGGCCUGAGGUGCAUAACCCAUACUUUGCGAUCGAUGAUGAGGAAGAGGAGGCUGCAGCUGAGGCACUCAAGCUGGAUGAUGAAUUCGAGCUAUAAGGGUUUAGGGAUUGGCAUCCUCCUUCAUUCCAGCGGUGAUAUUGGUGUUGAAUGGGCCACCACAGGAAAAAGGGCAUAGACUGGGUGCCUCUGUUACAAGGUCUGAGAUUAUAAGUCACUACUCUUCUCACUUUGUAAUUCAAGUCUGUCCAAGUUUUGAAUAUUAGAAGAAAGAGGCCAAGUUGUAUUAACGUUUGAACUGCUUUGCUGGAUGUGUUUUAAAAAAAUGGUGUUAGAACUGUUGUAUUUCUGGGAUAAAGAAAAGCAGGUGUUUUACUUGGCAAUGGUAGAUUGUUAUUGGAAGGCUGUUCUGUCUUGUUUCAGUUAGGUAAUCUCUGUCGGACAUAAUUAUCCAAGGUAGCCCCUUUUAUCAUCUAAGAUGCAGUGAUAUUUUGUCAGCUGACAGCUCGAGAAUUCAUGUAAUGAGGACUCUUUGAACAUCUUCUUGAUUUGGUCUUUUCUUUAUGAUAAGAUUUAAUUUAUGGCAUCAGACAUUACCAUAUUGCAAAACUCAUAUAAUAGUAAAGGUUCGGGCUCAGUUUUUUA